Lymnaea stagnalis (great pond snail) is the source of this 975-nucleotide messenger RNA. Lineage: Eukaryota; Metazoa; Mollusca; Gastropoda; Lymnaeidae. The record is from the annotation of a GenBank genome assembly.
GGAGCUGUGGGUAACCUCAUCAACGUUAGAACAUUCGUUGCCAUGGGAAUCUGUGACGGGGUGAACGUUGGUUUCACGUGGCUGGCGGCGUCUGACCUCGCGUACGUCGUCUUUUCCCUUGUCGAUUCGUUCGCGAUGAUCUUCCGGGCGACGGAGGGUCUAAGCGCGUACAGUGUUUGGUUCCCCGUGGAGCCCGGGGCCGUCCAUCUGUACGCGAUCAACGUCGGCAACGGCUUGUACAGCCUUUCGGUGAUGACGACGGAUCUGGUCACCAUCAUCCGAUGUCUGAGCGUCGUGAGGCCUUUACAGUUCAGGAAAAUUCCGUCGUGGCGCAAAAUGGUAAUGACCUUGUCCGCCAUGACAACUUCUUCGCUGGUCUCUGUAAUUGCGUUAUUCAUUUACAUGGAUAUUGUUCCGAAAUUUGAUGUGAACGUCAAGGCAAUCCGACUCGUUCUCUGGAUGUCGCCGAAACGAUUUGAAGUAAGAUCUUACAUCUUUGGCGUCAGGGACGCUUUCUUACCGUUUUCCUCACAAAUCAUCCUGGUCGUCUGCUCCAUCAUCAUGGCUGACGCGCUGCGCAAAGCCUCCAAAUUUCGCCAGAACCACUCGACAUCUCCAAACGUCAGAACAGCGUCAGCGACAUCUCUCGGUGAAGCGGGGUGGACAAAGCGCAAACCGGAGCACGGCCCUGGGUCAACAUCAACGCUUGGCGGGCAAGAGCUUCAAGUCGUCCGGCAGAUGCUGCUGAUCUCUUCGGUGGCGCUCUUGUGCAACUUGCCAAAGGUGUCACUGGGCAUCUGCGGCAUUGUCAUUCCGGACUUCACCACGAGUCUCGUCUACUACAACGUGUACAACGUUCUGCUUGGCAUCAGAGAACUGUUUCAAACUCUCAACGCCAGCUUACAUUUCCUCAUUUACUGGAGCAGCAAUUCCAAAUUCAGGAAACACUGCAUGACAUCCGAAGUGAUUCAAUGA